UCAGAAUGGGGGUAGAAAGUGGUGAAAGUGCUGGUCUUCACACACAACACUCUCUAGUUAACACUCCUGUUAAACAAAAUAAUCAUUUUCAACAGGCAGUUUGCUGUUUAAAUCUGGCAGAUGAUAAAAGAAACAAACAUGCACUGACACCCGGAAACACCUCAGGACUGAAACCGGCGGUUUGGUUUUAACAGCAACAGAGAGAGAGAGAGAGAGAGAGAGAGAAAGAGCACUGAUUUUACCAAAGCUUCACAAAAUAGACUCUAGGAUUUUAUCCAAGUGUGUUCUUGAAAUGGAAAGUCAGAAGCAGGUGAUUGAGAGACUGAGGGCUGCGUUCCGGUCCAACAUGACCGUUCCCCUUCAUUUCCGUCUCACUCAGCUGGAAGCUCUGCUGUCUUUACUAGAGGACAAUGAGGCACAGAUCUUAGAGGCACUGCAUAAAGACCUCACCAAGCCCAAGUUUGAGGCAGUGCUGUCAGAAAUCGACAUGGUGGCCAAUGAGAUUCGUUAUACCAUCUGUAACUUGGAAACCUGGUUGCAGCCAAGCUAUGUGGGAAAAAACUUGGCAACAAAACUAGAUGAUUGCUUUGUACGCAGAGAACCUUUAGGGGUUGUUUUGAUAAUCGGCGCAUGGAACUAUCCUCUCCAGCUCAUUUUAGCACCACUGAUUGGUGCUAUUGCUGCAGGCAACUGUGCUGUUCUGAAGCCUUCAGAAAUCAGUCAAGCAACUGAGCGACUCCUCUCAGAGCUAAUACCAAAGUACCUGUCUCAGGAGUGCUUCGCUGUUAUUUGUGGAGGAGCAGAGGAAACCAAAUUAUUGUUGCAGAACAGAUUUGAUCACAUUUUCUACACAGGCUCUCAGGCGGUGGCACGGAGCAUCCUGCAGGCAGCCGCAGUGCACCUCACCCCCGUCACGCUGGAGCUGGGCGGAAAAUGCCCGUGCCUCAUUUACGGCGGCAUAGACAUCAAGGCUGCUGCAAAGAGGCUUGUAUGGGCCAAGUUUUUCAAUGCAGGGCAGAGCUGUGUGGCACCAGAUUAUGUCCUGUGCACAGCAGAGAUGCGAGAUGCACUGAUUCCCGGGAUUGUAGAAGCAUUGGAGAGCUUCUACGGGCCUCGGAUUCAGGAGAGCCCAGACUAUGGCCGAAUUGUCACAGAUAGACACUGGAACAGACUCAUGGAGCUCCUGGGGAAGUCUCAAGGAAAGGUGGUUAUAGGUGGAGAAGGCGUGAAAGACGACAAAUACAUUGAUCCCACAGUGAUUGUGGACUUGACAGAAUCGGACGCUCUAAUGCAAGAGGAAAUUUUUGGCCCCAUUCUUCCCAUCCUCACUGUGGAGUCUAUAGAGCAAGGCAUCCGUUUCAUCAAUGAGAGAGAGAAGCCAUUGGCGCUCUAUGUUUUUUCUGAUCAGUCUCAGGUGGUGAAGACAGUAUUAGAGCAAACCACCAGUGGAGGGUUUUGUUCAAAUGAUGGAAUAGUUCACAUGACACUUCCUGGUUUGCCUUUUGGAGGAGUAGGUGCAAGUGGGAUGGGCAGUUAUCACGGCCGCUGGGGUUUUGAGACUUUCAGCCACAGACGGGCGUGUAUGCUGCGAGGCUGGGGACUCGAGCGCAUCAGCAUGUUACGGUAUCCACCAUACCAAGAGACGAGCCUGGGCUGGCUGCGCUGGGCCACGCAAACCAAAAAGAAGGGCUGGGGAGGAUGCAGUGUCAUGUGACUUUUGUCCUGUUUGCUGUAUGGCUUUUAACAGUAACUCAUUUUCUUGCUUGGUCAGUGGUAAGAAAGCAAGCACACAAGAACAAUGCAAGAAAUGAAUGCUAUGCUGUAUCCUGUGGAGUUAAAAUUAUACUUUUUCUUUCUUCUCUUAGUUAAAACACUACUUUCUACUAGAUAACAGUCUUUCAAUGGUAAGGCACACUGCAUUACUGUGUUACAAAUAUGGAACUGCAGUCAGGAUAUUUGUGUCCCAUUUACUGUCCCAAUUAAAGUAAAUGUUACAUAUAUUCAAACUAAUGUUACAUAUAGCAACAUGUAAAUAAUCAAAGUACAUGAGUUUACAUUUGUGCCCUUGUGUGUUAUACGGUUAAAUUUCAAUUAUCCUUAAAAAUAAAACACAAUAAAAAUAAAAAUACACUUCA
Messenger RNA from Pangasianodon hypophthalmus (striped catfish), 2135 nucleotides. RefSeq names its product aldehyde dehydrogenase 3 family, member B1 (gene aldh3b1). Gene Ontology annotation, cellular component: cytoplasm. The transcript has 11 exons. Gene Ontology annotation, molecular function: aldehyde dehydrogenase (NAD+) activity. The record is from RefSeq and is a predicted model, not a curated record. The coding region runs from base 293 to 1714 and encodes 473 amino acids. Gene Ontology annotation, biological process: aldehyde metabolic process. Lineage: Eukaryota; Metazoa; Chordata; Actinopteri; Siluriformes; Pangasiidae.